AUGCCAGACCACAACAAGCCUGACAGUGGUGGCACACCAGACCAUGGCCUGCCUGACAGUGAGCAUGACCAAAGGCCUGACACCAGCGGCAGACCUGAAAACAGUGGGCCAGACCAUGACGGGCCCGACAGUGAACCAGGCCACAACAGAUCAGACAGCAGUGGCAGCCUAGACAACAGCAACCCUGACCACAGUGGCAGGCCCGGACAGAGUAGGGCAGAAAAUGGCCGGUUCGACAGUGACAGCAGGCCCGACAGUGCCAAAACACCAGACCAUGGUGUGCCUCACAAUGAACCUGACAGAAGGCCUGACACCAACAGUGGACCUGAAAACAGCAGACCAGACCACGACAGGCCUGACAGUGGUGCAAGUCCAGAUUACAGUAAGCCCAACCAUGGUGGCAGGCCUGGACAAAGUAGGCCCAAAUUAAGGCCAGGCCAUAGCAAGCCUGGACACAGCAAGCCAGGUCACAGCAGGCCCGACAGUGACUAUGACAGAAGGCUUGAACACAGCAGACCAGACAGCGGCAGUCAGUCUGAACACAGGCCACACCACGGUGGAAGCCCAGGCCAGAGUAGGCCAGACCACAACAGGCCUGACAGCCACAGCAGGCCCGACAGUGGCAGUUGGCCUGAACACACUAAACCAGGCCACAGUAGGCCAAACCAUGGCAGGCCUGAACAAAGACCAGGUCACAACAGCAGGCUUGAAUACAGUAUGCCAGAUGACAGCAUGCCCGACAGUGGCAAGGCACCAGACCAUGACCUGCCAGACAGUGAAAACCACAGAAGGCCUGACACCAACAGCAAGGUCGAACAUACUACGCCAGUCUACGACAGUCCUGACAGUGGUGCAAAUUCAGACCAAAUCAAGCCCGGACACACUGAACCAGACUACAGCGGGCCUGAACAAAGACCAGACCACAGCAAACCUGGACACGGUAAGCCAGGCCACAGCAGGCCAGACAACAGCAAACCUGACCAUGGUGGCAGGCCUGGACAAAAUAGGCCCGGCCACGACAGGUUUGACAGUGGCCGCAGGCCCGGACACAGUGAACCAGGCAACGGCAGGCCAGACGGUGAACAUGACAAAAGGCCUGGCACCAACGGCAGACCAGAAAACAGUGGGCCAGACCACGACAGGCCCGACAGUCGCAGUAGGCCUGAACACAGUAGGCCAGACCAUGGCAAACCUGGACACGGUAAGCCAGGUCACAGCAGGCCUGACGGUGGCGGAACACCUGACCAUGACCUGCAUUACAGUGAACACAACAGACGCCCUGACACUAACAGGCCAGACAGCAGUGCCAGGCCCGGACCGAAUAGGCUAGACCACGACAGGUCUGACAGUGGCAGCAGGCCUCGACACAGUGAGCAAGGCCACAGGAGGAAUGACAGCAACGGCAGGCCCGAACACAGGAUGCCAAACCAUGGCAGGCCUGAACAAAGACCAGGCCACAACAGACCAGGCAGUGGCGUAACACAAGACCAUGUCCCGCCUGACAGUGAUCAAAAAAGGCCUGACGUCAACGGCAGACCUGAACACAGACCAGACCACGACAGGCCUGUCAGUGGCACAAGUCCAGACAACAGCAAGCCCAACCAUGGUGGCAGGACUGUCGUGGUCGAAUCAAGGCCAGGCCACAGCAAGCCUGGACACAGAAAGCCAGGUCACAACAGGCCAGGCAGUGGCAGUUGGCCUGAACACACUAAACCAGGCCACGGUAGGCCAAACCAUGGCAGACCUGAACAAACACCAGGCCACAACAGCAGGCUUGAAUACAGUAUGCCAGACCACAAAAAGCCAGACAGUGGUGGCACACCAGACCAUGGCCUGCCUGACAGUGAGCAUGACCAAAGGCCUGACACCAACGGCAGACCUGAAAACAGCAGACGGGAUGGCGGCAGCCAGUCUGAACACAGGCCACACCAUGGUGGAAGGCCAGGCCAGAGUAGGGUAGACCACAACAGGCCUGACAGCCACAGCAGGCCCGACAGUGGCAGUUGGCCUGAACACACUAAACCAGGCCACAGUAGGCCAAACCAUGGCACGCCUGAACAAAGACCAGGCCUCAACAGCAGGCUUGAAUACAGUAUGCCAGACGAUAGCAGGCCCAACAAUGGCAAGGCACCAGCUCAUGACCUGCCUAACAGUGAAGACCACAGAAGGCCUGACACCAACGGCAAGCUUGAACAUACUAGGCCAGUUUACGACAGUCCUGACAGUGGUGCAAAUUCAGACCAAAUCAGGCCCGCACACAGUGAACCAGACUACAGCAAGUCUAGACACAGUGUACCAGGCCACAGCAGGUCUGACAGUAGCAAAACACCAGACCAUGGCGUGCCUCACAGUGAACCUGACAGAAGGCCUGAACACAGCAGACCAGACAGUGGCGUAACACAAGACCAUGGCCUGCCUGACAGUGAUCACAAGAGAAGGCCUGACACAAACGGCAGACCGGAACACAGUAGGCCAGACCACGACAGGCCUGACAGUGGUGCAAGUCCAGACUACAGCAAGCCCAACCAUGGUGGCAGGCCUGGACAAAGUAGACCCAAAUUAAGGCCUGGCCACAGCCAGCCAGGUCACAGCAGGCCCGACAGUGACCAUGAUGGAAGGCCUGAACACAGCAGGCUGGACCACAGCAAGCCCAAUCUUGGUGGAAGACCCGGACAAAGUAGGAUAGACCACGACAGGUCUGACAGUGGCAGCAGGCCUCGACACAGUGAGCCAGGCCACAUGAGGAAUGACCGCAACGGCAAGCCUGAACACAGGAUGCCAAACCAUGGCAGGCCUGAACAAAGACCAGGCCACAACAGACCAGGCAGUGGCGUAACACAAGACCAUGGCCUGCCUGACAGUGAGCAUGACCAGAGGCCUGACAGCAACGGCAGACCUGAAAACAGUGGGCCAGACCAUGACAGGCCCAACAGUGGAAGCAGGCCAGAACAUAGGCCAGACCACAACAGAUCAGACAGCAGUGGCAGACUAGACAACAGCAACCCUGACCACAGUGGCAGGCCCGGACAGAGUAGGGCAGAAAAUGGCCGGUUCGACAGUGGCAGCAGGCCUGGACACAGUGAACCAGACCACAGCAGGCCCGACAGUGGCAGAACACCAGACCAUGGCGUGCCUCAUAGUAAACCUGACAGAAGGCCUGACACCAAUGGCAGACAUGAAAGCAGCAGACCAGACCACGACAGGCCUGACAGUGGCACAAGUCCAGAUUACAGCAAGCCCAACCAUGGUGGCAGGCCUGGACACAGCAAGCCAGGUCACAGCAGGCCCGACAGUGGCAAGGCACCAGACCAUGGCCUGCAUAACAGUGAACUCGACAGAAGGCCUGACACCAACGGUAGACCUGAACACACUAGGCCACUCUACGACAGUCCUGACAGUGGUGCAAAUUCAGACCAAAUCAGGCCCGGACACAGUGAACCAGACUACAGCGGGCCCGAACAAAGACCAGACCACAGCAAGUCUAGACACAGUGUACCAGGCCACAGCAGGUCUGACAGUAGCAAAACACCAGACCAUGGCGUGCCUCACAGUGAACCUGACAGAAGGCCUGACACCAACGGCAGACCUGAAAACAGUAGACCAGACCACGACAGUGGUGCAAGUCCAGACUACAGCAAGCCCAACCAUGGUGGCAGGCCUGGACAAAGUAGGCCCAAAUUAAGGCCAGGCCAUAGCAAGCCAGGUCACAGCAGGCCCGACAGUGACCAUGACAGAAGGCCUGAACACAGCAGACCAGACAGUGGCGUAACACAAGACCAUGGCCUGCCUGACAGUGAUCACAAGAGAAGGCCUGACACAAACGGCAGACCGGAACACUGUAGGCCAGAUGGCGGCAGCCAGUUUGAACACAGGCCACACCACGGUGGAAGGCCAGGCCAGAGUAGGCCAGACCACAACAGGCCUGACAGUGGAAAGGCACCAGACCAUGACCUGCCUGACAGUGAAGACAACAGAAGGCCUGACACCAACAGCAAGCUCGAACAUACUAGGCCAGUCUACGACAGUCCUGACAGUGGUGCAAAUUCAGACCAAAUCAGGCCCGGACACAGUGAACCAGACUACAGCGGGCCCGAACAAAGACCUAGCCACAGCAAGUCUAGACACAGUGUACCAGGCCACAGCAGGCCAGACAACAGCAAACCUGACCAUGGUGGCAGGCCUGGACAAAAUAGGCCCGGCCAUGACAGGUUUGACAGUGGCCGCAGGCCCGGACACAGUGAACCAGGCAACGGCAGGCCAGAUGGUGAACAUGACAAAAUGCCUGGCACCAAGGGCAGACCAGAAAACAGUGGGCCAGACCAUGGAAAGCCUGGACACGGUAAGCCAGGUCACAGCAGGCCCGACGGUGGCGGAACACCUGACCAUGGCCUGCAUUACAUUGAACACAACAGAAGCCCUGACACUAACACCAGGCCCAACAGCAGUGCCAGGCCCGGACCGAGUAGGCUAGACCACGACAGGUCUGACAGUGGCAGAAGGCCUGGACACAGUAAGCUAGGCCAUGGCAGGCCCGACAGUAGUGGUAUACCAGAUCAUGGCCGACCCAAAGAUGACCAUGACGGAAGGCCUGACACCAACGGCAGACCUGAAAGCAGUUGGCCAUACCACGACAGGCCUGACAGUGGUGCAAGUCCAGAUUACAGCAAGCCUAACCAUGGUGGCAGGCCUGGACAAAGUAGGCCAGGCAGUGGUGGAACACCAGACCAUGGCCUGCCAGAUGGUGAAUACGACCGAAGGCCUGACACCAAUGGCAGACCUGAAAACAGUGGGCCAGCCCACGACAGGCCCGACAGUGAAAGCAGGCCUGAACGGAGGCCAGACCACGACAGAUCAGACAGCAGUGCCAGGCCAGACAACAGCAAGCCAGGUCUCAGCAGGCCCGACAGUGACCAUGACAGAAGGCCUGAACACAGCAGGCCAGACAACAUCAAGCCCGACCUUGGUGGCAGGCCCGGACAAAGUAGGCCAGACCUCGACAGGCCUGAACAUGUAAAGCUAGGCCAUAGUAGGCCAAACCAUGGCAGGCCUGAACAAAGACCCGGCCACAACAGCAGGCUCGAAUACAGUAUGCCAGACCACAACAAGCCUGACAGUGGUGGCACACCAGACCAUGGCCUGCCUGACAGUGAACACGACAGAAGCCCUGACGCCAACGGCAGGACCGACAGCAGUGCCAGGCCUGGACACAGUAAGCUAGACAAUGGCAGGCCCGACAGUGACCACGACGGAAGGCCCGACAGCAACGGCAGACCCAAAUACAGUAGGCCACACAAUGGCGCAAGUCCAGCCUACAGCAAGCCCGACCAUGGUGGUAGGCCUGGGCAAAGUCGGCCCGACCACGACAGGCCUGAACUAAUACCAGGCCACAGCAAGCCUGGAGACAGUGAGCCAGGUUACAGCAAUUCGCCUGAACACACUAAACCAGACCACGGCAGGCCAGACAUCAGUGCCAGGCCAGACAAGAACAAACCUGAUCAUGGUGGCGGGCCCGGACAAAAUAAGCCCAACCACAACAGGUUCGAAAGUGGCAGCACGCUCCAAUACAGUAUGCCAGACGAUGACAGGCCUGAACCAGACCACAGCAAGCAAGGACAAAGUAAGCCAGAAAGUGGUGGAACACCAGACCAUGGCCUGCCAGAUGGUGAACACGACCGAAGGCCUGACACCAAUGGCAGACCUGAAAACAGUGGGCCAGCCCACGACAGGCCCGACAGUGAAAGCAGGCCUGAACGUAGGCCAGACCACGACAGAUCAGACAGCAGUGCCAGGCCAGACAGCAGCAAGCCUGACCAAAAUGGGAGGCCUGGACAGAAUAGGGCAGAACACGACCAGUUCGACAGUGGCAGCAGGCUGGAACACAGUAAGUUAGGCCAUGCCAGGCUUGACCAUGGCAGAAAGCCGGGGAAAAGUAGGCCAGACCACGGAAGGCCUCAGGGCGGUGGCACGCUCGACCAUGGCAGGCCUGCAAAAAGUAGUAUACCAGGUCAUGGCCAACCCAACAGUGACCAUGACGGAAGGCCUGACAAAGACGGACCCGAACACAGUAGGCCAGAUCACAACAGACCUGACAGUGAUGCAGGUUCAUACCACAGCAGGCCCAAGCAAAGUAAGCUCGGCCACAGCAAGACCGGACACAGUGAACCAGACCACGGCAGGCCAGACAGUGGCAGAACACCAGACCAUGGCGUGCCUCACAGUGAACAUGACAGAAGGCCUGACGACCACGGCAGGCCAGACAGCAGUGCCAGGCCAGACAACAGCAAGCCCAACCAUGGUGGUGGGCUGGGACAAAGUAGGCCCGACCACAACAGGCCCAAACUAAUGCCUGGACACAAUAAGCCAAGUUACAGCAGGCCCGACAUUGGCAGUUGGCCUGAACACACUAAACCGGACCACGGCAGGCCAGACAGCAGUGCCAGGCCAGACAACAACAAGCCCUACCACAAUGGCAGGCCCAGACACAGUGAACCAGACCACACCAGGUCCGACAAAACACCAGACCAUGGCCUGCCUGACAGUGAACACGACAGAAGCCCUGGCACCAGCGGCAGACCUGAAAACGGUAGGCCAGACCACGACAGGCCCGACAGUCAUGGUAGCCCUGAACACAACCACGGUGACAGACCCAGACAAAAUAGGCCAGAUCCCAGCAAGCCUGCGCACAGUAAGCCAGGCCACAGCAGGCCCGACAGUGGCGGAACACCAGACCAUGGCCUACAUGACAGUGAACACGACCCAAGGCGUGACACUGGCAGGCCCGAACACAGUAGACCAGACCACAACAGGCCCGACAGUCUCAGUAGGCCUGAACACACUAGGCCAGACCACGGCAAUUGCGACAGCAGUGCCAGGCCAGACAACAGCAAGCUUGAGCACAGUGGCAGGCCCGGACACAAUAGGCCAGACCACAACAGGCCAGUGAGUCUCAAUUGGCCUGAACACAGUAGGCCAGACCAUGGCAAGCCCGACAGCAGUGCCAGGCUAGACCACAGCAGGCCCGACAGUGGUGGAACACCAGACCAUGGCCUGCAUGACAGUGAACACGACAGAAGCCCUGAUGUUAACGCCAGGCCUGACAGCGGUGCCAGGCCCGAACAAAGUAGGGAAGACCAUGUCAGGUCCGACAGCGGCAGUAGGUCUGAACAUGGUAAUCCAGGCCACAGCAGGACUGACGUCAAAGGCAGGCCCAAUCACAGUAGGUCAGAUCAUGACGGAUCUGACAGCAGUGCCAGGCCAGGCAACAAUAAACCCGACCAUAGUGGCAGGCCCGAACACAGUAGGCCAGACCAGGAUGGUGGGCCUGACAGUGUCAGAAGUCCAGGCCACGACUGUUCUGACGACACAAGGUCUGACGGCAAUCGCAGACCCCAGCAUAGUAGGCCAGACCACAGCAAGCACGACAGCAGACCGGACCUCGGUGACUGGCCUGACAGUGGUGGUAAGCCAGUCAGCCACAGCAGGCCCACCCAUCACCACUAUCACAGCGGCAGACAUGGACACAGCAAGCCCAACUUCAAUCAUGGCGGCAAGGCUGGCCAGGAUGAUGAACAUGGUCCUAAGCCCUGUGACAGUAACAAGCCUGAACACCACCAUGACAGAGGACACAGCAACCACUUUGGCAGCAGGCCUGACCCCUGGCCUGUAGCGAGUAAACCAGAUGAUGGCAUGCCGGGUGAGGGCAACUGUCCAGAUGAGAGUGGGCGGCCUGGACACAAUUGGCCAAAUGAGGGCGGCAGACCUGACAACAGUGACAGGCCAAACCAUGGUGGUCGGCCUGAAACUGUAGCAAGACCAGACACAGCCAGGACCAAUUAG
Messenger RNA from Doryrhamphus excisus (bluestripe pipefish), 7836 nucleotides. Lineage: Eukaryota; Metazoa; Chordata; Actinopteri; Syngnathiformes; Syngnathidae. The record is from RefSeq and is a predicted model, not a curated record.